AUGUCCGAGCAUCAAACAUCACCCGAUGGAACCAUACGGUCAACACAUUUAAAAGAAUAUGCAGAUACAAUAUCUUAUCUAAAAGCAGAAUACACCAAAGCCGUAAAUGCUACACAGCAGCAGACAACCUCCCAGGACGGCCCCGACCCUAUCCGCCGAUUGAUUGAGCUGUAUCUAGACAAUGGCGUAAACUACCUCAGUGGCGAGGAGCAGGCAUUGCUAUGCAAGUACAUUGAUCCCCAGAGAGAAGACCAGCGAGACCUGGUGUACCGCUUGGCAGAGCAGAUCCUGUGGUAUACCCGCACACCCCCAUUCACGUAUAGACUCGCGAAUUGGAUCCGUGACCAAGACAGGAACCACGAGGUCUAUUUUAGGUUGUUCCGCGAACGCUUAGACCUGCCAGACCCCGAAGAGGGAAAUACGAUGAUGUCUCUAGCAGAAGUCGGCGAGCUCAUGGACUGUCAGAUUGGUCUUGAUGCUUACAAAGAAUGGCAGAAGAAACAGGGGGGCGGAGAAAAGCGUGGGAAGUUGUCUUGA
Daldinia childiae is the source of this 537-nucleotide messenger RNA. RefSeq lists its product as uncharacterized. The coding region runs from base 1 to 537 and encodes 178 amino acids. The record is from RefSeq and is a predicted model, not a curated record. The transcript is spliced from 2 exons. NCBI's taxonomy places the organism in Eukaryota, Fungi, Ascomycota, Sordariomycetes, Xylariales, Hypoxylaceae.